Sinocyclocheilus rhinocerous is the source of this 1688-nucleotide messenger RNA. RefSeq names its product diphthamide biosynthesis protein 1-like. The coding region runs from base 1 to 1137 and encodes 378 amino acids. NCBI's taxonomy places the organism in Eukaryota, Metazoa, Chordata, Actinopteri, Cypriniformes, Cyprinidae. The transcript has 11 exons. The record is from RefSeq and is a predicted model, not a curated record. Gene Ontology annotation, biological process: protein histidyl modification to diphthamide. Gene Ontology annotation, molecular function: 2-(3-amino-3-carboxypropyl)histidine synthase activity.
AUGGCGGCUCCCACUAGCGAGAUUGAAGUGGUCACUGCGAAAAAACCUAAAGUGGCCUUGCAGUUGCCUGAGGGUCUGCAGAUGUUUGCCUGUGUGAUCGCUGACAUCAUUGAGAGAUUCACAGAGGCGGACACACUAGUGAUGGGAGAUGUGACAUAUGGGGCCUGCUGCGUGGACGACUUCACUGCCCGCGCUUUAGGAGCCGACUUCAUGGUGCAUUAUGGGCACAGUUGUCUCAUCCCCAUAGACUCAACUGAGGGCAUCAAGAUGCUGUACGUGUUUGUGGACAUCCAGAUUGACACUGCCCACUUCCUGGACACACUCAGGUUCAACUUUCCCCCUGGCCACUCACUCGCCCUUGUCAGCACCAUCCAGUUUGUGGCUGCUUUACAGGCAGCCAGUGCAGAGCUGAAGCCAGAUUACGAGGUGUUGGUACCUCAGUGUCGGCCACUUUCUCCUGGGGAGAUCCUCGGAUGCACCUCACCUCGUCUGGAGAAGCAAGUCAAUGCCAUCAUAUAUCUUGGGGAUGGAAGGUUUCAUUUGGAAUCCAUCAUGAUUGCCAACCCAGAUAUACCUGCCUACAGGUAUGACCCAUACAGUAAAGUGUUUUCUCAAGAGUAUUAUGACCAUGAGACAAUGCGAGCCACCAGAUUGCAGGCCAUAGAGAGAGCCCGCUCAGCCCAGAGAUGGGGCCUCAUCCUAGGCACCCUUGGCCGUCAGGGCAACCCCAAAAUCUUGGAGCACUUAGAGUCUCGGCUGGAGUCUUUGGGCCGUUCAUUCACGCGUGUGCUCCUGUCUGAGAUCUUCCCCGGCAAGCUGGAGCUCCUGGCAGACGUAGAUGCGUGGGUGCAGAUCGCUUGUCCUCGCCUCUCCAUCGACUGGGGAACGGCUUUCUCCAAACCCUUGCUGUCUCCAUAUGAGGCAGCAGUAGCUCUGCAGCAGGUGGAAUGGCAGGAGGUGUAUCCUAUGGACUUCUAUUCCAAUCAGAGCCUGGGAGCCUGGACUCCUAAUCACCCAGACAACCAACCGAAAAGACCUUCACGCAAGCCCAUGCAGAAGGCAGGUUCAGAUGCCGGUCAGCAGGUGAGGAGCUGUGGCUGUGAGCAGAGCGACUCCUAUGGCUGCCAGCCGGAAUAAAUGCAGCCCUGAGCACGGCCAACCACAGAUCAUCAUGGACAUCUGCAGAAGACAAGCGACCCAAUUAGAUCUCACUAUGGACAUCUCAGUCCAACAUCCUUCAUCAAAUCAGCCCUCGGUUGAAACGCACUAUGAGUGAGAGAUGCAAAAAUAUGCAAGUGAGAGAGAAAGAAAGAAGUCUAUGUGUGAGAGGAAGACAAAAAUAUGAGUGUGUGUGUGUGUGUGUGUGUGUUUUGUGCACUGACAUGUCACUGGUUAGUGAUAAUCAGAGAUAAUCCGUUGAAAAAAGUGCUGACCCUGAAUGCACAAUGUUUCGUCUUUCGUCACUUAGAAAGGAGCUGCCGGCCACUUUGCAUAAGUGAGCUUCAUCCUUUCAAAAUUACAGCGGGAAAGCAAAGCGUGUUCAGAAUUAUUCUUCUGCAGAGGAAGAUAAUACUUAUUCUGAAUUUCAACUCUUGACUUUUUUUAUUUCCCAUUAUGCUGGGAUGAGAGGUUCUCCAACAGAAAUGAGCUCUUUGAAUGUUUUGUACAGGAUAUGUUUUAGUUACGCG